AUGUCUUGCGUUCAUUUUUGGCGCUCUACUCGAAUUCGCCUUGGUCAACUACGCUGCUCGAAAGGAUAUGAGCAAUUGCGGUCAACGUAUGAUGAAGCAGUUGCCCCAAGAUGGCUAUCGACCGUUGGCCGGCAGUCCACCACGGACCUCGUUCUGUUGCCGUAUAUUCGUUCGCCACUACAAAGAACGCUCAAAACGUAUCGACGUCGUUUCCCGUCUGGUAAUCGCCCUAAUCCCUCUUGUUGUCGUUUACGAACGUGUUCCCUAUUGGAUAUGCCUGUUUCAACGGUAGGUACGCGGCGUCUA
This is a messenger RNA of Cooperia oncophora, 306 nucleotides long. NCBI's taxonomy places the organism in Eukaryota, Metazoa, Nematoda, Chromadorea, Rhabditida, Trichostrongylidae. The record is from the annotation of a GenBank genome assembly.